AUGGGUUGGUUCAGUGAGGAUGCGCCUAAGCCUAAGCCUAAGCCCUCCUGGGACUUAGGAUGGACGUCCCUCCCUUGGACAUCCCCUUCCCCCCCAACUCCAACACGAGCACCAUUAUUUAGUCUUGGAUCAUUAAGUAACAAUGGCUGGUGGACAUCUCCAAAAGUUGAGCCCAAGAGCCAGGAAUGGUAUCUGGUCCUUGUUGAGAAAUUCGGUAUCAGUGGAACCAUUGGCCUGGUUCUUGGCUUUGUUCUUUGCUUGAUCAUUCUGAACCUAGGUCAAAAGACCAUUAGUCUCCCUUUCAACAAGAUCCCAUUUCUCGGCAAGCAGCUCUCUGCUAAACCGUCUCAGCGCUUGGUACCCAGGGGCACACAGUCUGCCCUGAAAAGCAUCAAGGGAAUUGCACCAAGUCUACUAACAAGACUGAAUCCAUUCAAUUGGAGAAUCUUCAACCUGCAAAAGAUUGCUGAAGAAGAGGAUGACGAGAAAUACCAAGCAGGGGAGCCAUAUGGCGACCCCAGUGUGAUGGCCACUGGUCUCGUCAAAGACCUCAAGUCUGUUGGAUUGAAGGCAGGCGUGAGAGACCUUCAAACAUUGCUCAAGGUGGUCAAGUCUAAAGGGAAGCCUGUUAAUGAUCGGCAGAUGACGAUGGAAAAGAUGAUUGCGAUCACAUCAGCCCUGCCACGCCAUUCAAAAACGCGAAAGAAGUUGUCGGGUAUCAUCAUCGACAGCCUAUGGCAAAGCCUGCAGCAUCCUCCUCUCAGCUACCUCGGCGACAAGUUCCAGUACCGAACCCCCGACGGAAGCUACAAUAAUCCUCUCCAACCAGAUCUUGGUAAAGCUGGGAGCCCCUAUGCUAGAACGGUUCCGAAGCUGAAGCAUUUGCACGGUGUUCAACCUGAUCCAGGACUUCUCUUUGACUUGCUCAUGGGUCGGACUGAUGACACGUUCAAGGAAAACCCAGCUGGAAUCUCUUCGGUUCUAUUCUAUCAUGCCAGCAUUAUUAUUCAUGAUGUGUUCCGCACAAACCGCUUUGACUCAAAUAUCUCGGACACAUCUUCCUAUCUUGAUCUUGCUCCAUUGUAUGGUUCGAGCCGUGCUGAUCAGGAGAGCAUUCGGACAAUGCAAGGUGGUUUCCUCAAGCCGGAUACGUUUGCUGAGAAGCGACUCCUUGGAUUGCCCCCAGGUAUCAAUGUUAUGCUUGUCAUGUAUAGCCGGUUCCACAACUAUGUCGCCGACGUUCUUCUGAAGAUCAACGAGAACGGUCGUUUUACUUUGCCACCAACCAGAACUGAGGAGGCUAAACAGCGCGCUCUGGUAAAGCAGGAUGAGGAUUUGUUCCAAACAGCGCGACUUAUCACCAACGGUCUCUAUAUUAACAUCUGUUUGCACGAUUAUCUUCGAGGGCUGACAAACACUCACCACUCUGCAAGCGACUGGACCCUCGACCCCCGUAUUGCGGUGGAAAGGCAUUUUGACCCAGAUGGCGUCCCGAGAGGUGUUGGUAACCAAGUAUCUGCAGAAUUCAAUCUUCUGUAUCGGUUCCACUCAACGAUCUCCCAGCGAGACGAGAAAUGGAUGAAUGAAUUCCUCAGAAGCCUGUUCCCAGGCGACAAGCCCCUUGACCAGCUCACACCUCAGGAAUUCAUUCAAGGCCUAUUCCGAUUUGAGCAGACUAUCCCGGAAGAUCCUUCCAAGCGUGAGUUCUCAGGUCUCAAGCGUGACGAGCACGGUCGGUUCAACGACGGGGACCUAGCAAGGAUCAUGAAGGAAAGCAUGGAAGACCCAGCGGGCCUGUUUGGUGCCAGAAUGGUUCCUAAAGCUUUGCGCAUUAUUGAGGUCACUGGUAUACUCACGGCACGAAAAUGGCAGCUCGCAUCUUUGAACGAGAUGCGUGAUUUCUUCAAAUUGAAGCGCCAUGAUACCUUCGAGGAUAUUAACCCUGACCCUGAGAUUGCUGAUCUCCUUCGAAAGCUGUAUGAUCAUCCUGAUAUGGUUGAAAUGUAUCCCGGAAUGUUCCUCGAGGAUGCUAAGCCUCGUAUGGAUCCAGGUUGCGGUGGAUGUCCACCAUACACUGUUGGAAGGGCUGUCUUCAGUGACGCGAUUACCUUGGUACGAUCCGAUCGUUUCUGUACAGUGGACUACACCGCGUCGAACCUGACAAGCUGGGGCUUCCAAGAGGUGCAACAAAACCUUGACAUCAUGGGAGGAUCAAUGUUCCAUAAAUUGUUCCAACGCGCUCUACCAGGAUGGUUCCCCUACAAUUCCCUCCACACCACACAACCAAUGUUCACUCGAAAGAUGAACGAGGAAAUUGCAAGGGAAAUCGGGACCAUUGGUCAAUUCACGCUGGCCGAUCCAGCACCGCCACCUGUUCCUGUCAUCUUGACCAAGCACUCGACUAUAACCAAGGUGCUCAAAGAUCAAGCUAAUUUCCGCGUCCCGUGGAUCAAGUGGUUGAACGACAUUGCCCCGGGUAGGACAUUCAACAGCGCCAUGCUGGCGGGAGAUCUUCCCAUGAACACUGCGCAGAGAAAUCUAGUUACCGAUAUUAUGUUCAGUCCGGCAGAGUUUAUGCAGUUGUUCUCUGCGACGGCAAUGUCUGUUGGAAGGGAACUCAUCGAUAGAGAAACUUUGAAUUUGAAGAGUUUGGACCAGAUCGAUAUUGUUCGCGAUGUCGCGAUUCCUUUGAAUACCCGUCUUUUGGCUGAUUUGUUCGCUUUGGAUCUCAAGACGCGUGAGAACCAGGGUGGAAGCCUGAGCGGCGCAACGCUGUAUAAGUAUCUUCUGGAUGUUCGCACAUUUGUCUUCAACAACAAUGAUCCGGCUCUCGCUUUACAGCGCAGGGAUGCUGCUCGCGAAGGCGUUGAAGCCCUGACGGAGACCGGCUUGAAAGUGAUCUCUGGCGGAGGCUCUCGAUCUCUUUUCUCGAGAAUUCCACUCAUUGGAUGGCUGUUCGGCCCUAAAAAGGCUCAAAGAAGCAAGCCAACUGUUGGAUCUCUGCGCUGGUAUGGUCAGAAUGUCAUGAGAGAGAUCAUUGCUGCUGGAAAGUCUCCCGAGGAGACUGUCGAUAUCAGCUGGUUGACUGCUGUCGGUGGUGUUGGCGCCCCAAUCGGAGUGUUUGUUGAUGUUCUUCAGUUCUUCCUUAAAGAAGACAAUUCCCACCACUGGGAGGCCAUCCAGGGUCUCAUCAGUCAUUCUGACGUGAAUUCAUCAGAUAACACACUGCGACAGUAUGUGCUUGAGGCGCAGCGCUUGACAAGCGGCCAGCGAAACCUCCGCAUCUGCGCUAGCGAAACGACGAUCGAUGGCAGGACUUUUAAACCCGGCGACGCGGUAGUGUCACUACUUGGCCAAGCAUGCAUGGAUCCAGAAGUCGUUCCACACCCCCAUAAAUUCAAACUCGGCCGACCUGCCAGCGCGUACAUCCACUAUGGCUAUGGUGCGCACGAAUGCAUUGGCCGGGAAUUAACCCUGGCCUUUGUGGUAACUCUUGUCAAGCUUUGCGCUGGCCUGAAGAAUCUUCGCCCUGCACCAGGCGACAUGGGGGUCUUGAAGCAAAUCACACUUGGCACAGAACGAUGCUAUCUCAACGACAGCUGGUCCCACCUGACCUUUGAUCCAACGACAUGGAAAGUCCACUUUGAAGGCCGCGGCAAGGGUGUCUACAAGCAUCCCAAAACACCCGUUACUGCUGGUCGGGAUUUAAAUGCCUUGUCCAACUCACUCAUCCAGCAACAGAAAGACUUCUUGCUGGCAGCUACUAAGAUUACAAACGGUCAAGGUACUGUACACUCUCUCAAGGAUGAUGUGCCUCUUGUUGCCGAUGAGACGAACGGUGAACUUGACGGGGCGACUGACCUUGAGGGCGAUUCAGACUCUGUGGUGCACCAGAUCAUCCCUGCUUUUGAGGAUGAACAACAUGAGACAACCAAUACUGUGCAUGAGGUUAGCUUCUCGUCUUUCAGCCACUCUUAUGAGAGGGAUCAUGAUAGAGACGCAGCGAUGCUCUACACCGAACAUAUCUCCCAAUUAUCGAAGGGGGAUGGAUUGGAAGUUGUUCCGGGAUUCGAGAUGGCGUCUGUGAAGAGCUAUAGCGGACUCCAGGUUGUUCCUGAGACGGAAAAAGAAGUCAAGCCAACAAGAGGAGGAUUACACUAUGUUGAGCCUGAUUACGUUCCUCUCGAAAAUAAUGAUAAAGUUGAUCCCCCACAAGGCCGAGACCGCAAAAGGAUAUGUGGAGUGAGGUCUACAAUAUUCUGGCUGUUGUUGGUGGUUGCGAUAUUGGUUGUUGUCAUUGCUGGUGUGGGCGGAGGCGUUGGAGGAUAUUUUUUGAACAAGAAUUCAAGGAACUCUGAUUCAUCGACACCCGCCUCCAAGACCUCUAUAUUAUCCCCAAAGACAACGGCAUCCUCGGCGAGCACAACAUCGUUGCUGAAUCAACAUCGUCAAUUCCUGAUUCAACUACCACAUCCACUGCAUCGGAAACAUCAUCCGGCCCAGUCACAUCGGGAACAUCGGGAAUAG
Messenger RNA from Penicillium arizonense, 4527 nucleotides. Its product is annotated as peroxidase/cytochrome P450 family protein. The transcript is spliced from 16 exons. The record is from RefSeq and is a predicted model, not a curated record. The coding region runs from base 1 to 4527 and encodes 1508 amino acids. Gene Ontology annotation, biological process: response to oxidative stress. Lineage: Eukaryota; Fungi; Ascomycota; Eurotiomycetes; Eurotiales; Aspergillaceae. Gene Ontology annotation, molecular function: oxidoreductase activity, acting on paired donors, with incorporation or reduction of molecular oxygen; heme binding; monooxygenase activity.